Molecule: messenger RNA, 1610 nt
Organism: Harmonia axyridis
Lineage: Eukaryota; Metazoa; Arthropoda; Insecta; Coleoptera; Coccinellidae
Product: facilitated trehalose transporter Tret1-2 homolog
Exons: 2
Coding region: 93-1454 (453 amino acids)
Biological process (GO): transmembrane transport
Cellular component (GO): membrane
Molecular function (GO): transmembrane transporter activity
Source: RefSeq, a predicted model, not a curated record
CAAGGUUUAUCGACUAUGAUAGGAAAUGAUAAUGAUCAAAAAAAAUUAUUUAUUUGAUCUGUAACAGAUAGAUUCCGUCAGUUGAAGUGAAAAUGAAGGCACCGUGGAAUUGUAAGAAUUCUCUUUUAUACGCGUCAGUUUUCAUUGUUCAAAUUGGAUCUUUUAUUGACGGAUGUUUUAUGUCAUGGACGUCCCCGAUCAUAGUGAAACUGAACAAGCUGGACGAUAAUCCUCUAGGUAGAUCCUUAACAGAAACGGAAGAAGGAUUCUUGAGCUGCAUAGGAGUUAUAGGAGUCAGCCUGGGAAGCUAUGCAACUGGAUACUUAUCAGCGAAAUACGGCAAGAAAAAGAUUUUGCUCAUCAUGGCAUUCCCAGCUAUCGCAGGAUGUCUCAUACUGACAUGUCCGCAGAAUGUCUGGUGGUUACUCUUCGGUAGAAGUAUUUGGGGAAUAACAAUAGGUGCAAACUUGACAGUUGCCCCGGUGUAUGUUGCUGAGCUCUCUGAUUCUUCCAAUAGAGGGAAACUCUGUAGUCUCAAAGUUCUAUUCAUGAACGUUGGAAUUUUGUUAUCUAUGGGCGCAGGUCCUUUCACUUCUUUCAGAGUAUACCAUUGGAUUCUAACUUCUUCUUUUGUUCUUCAUUUCAUUUUAUUGUUAAUCGUCGUACCGGAAAGUCCUUAUUUCUUAGCAGAUAAACGUUUGGAUGAGGCAGAAAAUGUUUUGAAAAAACUACGCCAUAAAGAUGAUGUCAAGGAAGAACUGAAUGGCAUCCAGCAAUACAUAGAGGAGAAGGUUGAAGGUAGUCUUUCAGAAAUUCUGCGAGACAAAGGGCUCAGGAGAGGAUUAAUUCUAGGAUGCGGGUUGGUUUUCUUUCAACAAUUUGCUGGAGUUAGUAUAAUAAUGAGUUAUGGUCAGAAAAUAUUCGAAGAUGUCAAUGAAUUUUUGCCAAGUGCUUGGAGCGCUCUCAUCAUCGCUGCUAUGGAAGCAAUCUUUGGUUUCGUAGCACCAAUAUUCAUAGAUCGAUCUGGAAGAAAAAUACUCCUGAUAAUUUCAGAUAUCGGAAUCAUCAUUACACUAUCCAUUUUUGGAUUAUAUUUCUUUUUGAAGAAGCACGAACCGUCUCUAGACUAUUUGAACUGGUUACCUCUGACAACUAUGAUAAUCUACAAAUUUAUGUACACCCUAGGGUCAGCAGCUGUGCCCUGGAUUGUGGUUGGAGAAAUAUUCCCUCAGGAAAUGAAAGGUAUCGCUGUUGCCACAGUAACUGCUGUAAGUGCAUGGACCACCUUCGUACUAUGUUUGUCGUACAACUCGGUGAAUCAUAUUAUAGGAGUUUAUGGAAUUUUUUGGAGCUUCUCUGCUAUUGGUGUUUCAGCUUUAUUGUUCGCGAUCUUUUUCCUUUUUGAAACAAAGGGAAAAAGCCUUCAAGAAAUCCAAGAUAUCAUCAAUAGGUAAAGGAUGAGUGAAUUCAUCAACAUUUGAUCUGAUUUUAGUUUCGAGCUGCUCAUAUAUUAUCUUAUGUAGGAAUUAUCAAGAUUUUAUCUCAAUGAGAUAUGUGAUGAGUGUGAUCUUUUGUAUAACUGCCAUGAAUUUAAUAGUAAAUUCAAGAGG